Messenger RNA from Ipomoea nil (Japanese morning glory), 914 nucleotides. RefSeq lists its product as uncharacterized. Bases 63 to 623 code for a protein of 186 amino acids. NCBI's taxonomy places the organism in Eukaryota, Viridiplantae, Streptophyta, Magnoliopsida, Solanales, Convolvulaceae. The record is from RefSeq and is a predicted model, not a curated record. The transcript has 3 exons.
AGUGGGCUUUUUGUUUUCUUUUCCCCCUUUUUACGUUCUCCCGGAGGUUUGUGUGGUAAUCAAUGGCUCGGUCAGUGGCAGUCGCCGUUCGUGGAGGGGUCGGUCCGGGCAGUCAUUCUCGCCGGCGACGCCGCCCUCGGCUGCUUCGUACAGUGUUGCGGAGGCAUCACGGUCGUUCUGCACGGCGACGGACGGCGCACCGGUGGGGUUUGCGAGGUCGUGAUGAUCAACAACCGGUGAAUUUAAGCAACCGAUGUAUACUGCCUCGUGCAUCAGCUACGCGCGCCCGACAUCCACCCAUCCAAGAAGUUGAUCCAGGCUACGAGGAUGGCACCGGUCCACCCACGGUUCACCACGUGCCCCCUCCAAGUCCCAACACGGGGUUUGAGCAGGAAUUCGCGUCCAUGACUAGGGAACUUUUUUCAAUAGCCACACGGAUUGCAGAGUUAGUACGCAAAAACCCCAGCCAAGCUCGCAUGGACCCGAAUUUCCAUAGGAUCGCCAGCGUGGUGAAUUUGUUGAGGGGGUUAAUACCGGAGCCGACGGAGGACACACCCCACCCCAACUCCGAACCAGCUGAGGCACCAGCCACGACAUCUGGCCAUCAAGACGACACUCUUUAGCAGGACACGCAGUUUUAAAGCCACAUGUCCGGGCAUAGGUGAUAUAGAAAUGAACGCCUUCGGCUAGUGUUUUAAAGCGGCGUCCAACGACCGGCGUAAUUUCCGUGUCCACAUUCGGCCACCAGUAUUUAAUAGGAACGGUGGUUAGCUCCGUCGUACUAUUCCCUUUUAUUUUGAAUUAUUUCAUUUUUUAGAUAGCGUCUAAGUGGUUAAGCACCAUUGAUGGACACUUAUCAUAAUAUGUUUAUUGAGCACACUAUCAACGUAUUCAUGGGAGGCAAAGUUGGUGCU